AUGUUUUUCUGCUUCACACCAAGAGCCUUGUAUUUUAAAGCUGGGUUCUUGUUCUCAAACACUUGUACAAACAAAUUGCAGUAUAACGCGGUCAUGCUUCUGCUUUGGCACGCGUUUGGAUUGCAGAUCCAUGGGCAGAGAAGUAUUUUAUUCUCCGCGAUGGCGGCAGGGACGUCAUCCGAUAAUCACGACAUGUACUAG
Molecule: messenger RNA, 201 nt
Organism: Pochonia chlamydosporia 170
Lineage: Eukaryota; Fungi; Ascomycota; Sordariomycetes; Hypocreales; Clavicipitaceae
Exons: 2
Coding region: 1-201 (66 amino acids)
Source: RefSeq, a predicted model, not a curated record